AUGAGUUUCAUACGAAGACUUACAGCCGUCUGCACUCCGGGAUUAUGCAGAAGUUUCUCUGUAUCCAUGCCAAAUAAUGGCACAUACUCAUGCAAAGUCCUUGUCAUCGGCGGUGGCACAGGUGGAUGUGCGAUGGCCGCCAAGUUUUGCAGGAGACUGCCCAAAGAUAAUGUCAUAGUCCUUGAGCCAAGCAAAGACCAUUACUAUCAGCCUCUGUUCACGUUAGUUGGUGCGGGAGCAGUGACGGUGAGAGACACUCGUCGGCAGGAGGAAAAGCUCCUCCCCAAGAAGGCCCAAUGGAUACAGGACUCUGCAAAAUGUAUCGUACCUGAGAGUAACAAAGUGGUGACUGUGAACGGCCAUGUUAUCGACUACGAGUACCUCAUCGUGGCUGUUGGACUGAUCAAUGAUUAUGAUAAGAUCCCAGGUCUAUGCCUGGCCCUACAAGACAAGUCAAGCGGCGUAUCUUCGAUAUUCUCAGCGGCAUACUGCGAGAAAACAUUCUCAGAUAUGCAGAAACACAAGGAAGGAAACGCUAUCUUCACGUACCCUGACACCCUCAUCAAGUGCCCCGGCGCGCCGCAGAAGAUUGCGUACCUAGCAGACUCAUAUUUCAACAAGACAAAUGUCCGGUCAAAAACGAACAUAUACUACAACACGUGUCUGCCUUUUAUCUUCGGCGUUCCAAAAUACGCGAAGGAGCUUUUGAAGGUAGUGAAACGGAAAAACAUCAACGUCAACUAUAAGACUGUACUCAAAGAGGUCAGACCGGAGAAGAAAGAGGCUGUUUUCUUUAACAAAGAUAAGUCUGAGGACAUAGUAAUGAACUACUCGAUGCUACACGUAACGCCACCAAUGCAGACGCCGGAAUUCCUGCGAACUAAUGAGAAGUUGGUGGACGAGAACGGCUACUUGGACGUAGAUAAGUUUACGCUACAGAGCACUAAAUACCCCAAUAUCUAUGGUAUCGGAGACUGCACCAGUACACCGAAUAGUAAAACAGCUGCUGCUAUCGCCGUACAAUCGUACGUGGUGGAACACAACCUUCUGGCCACGAUGAAGAAGGACGAGCCUAAGUUCAAGUACAACGGUUACGGUGCCUGUCCCUUGCUGACGUCAUACAGCACCUGCAUACUCGCAGAGUUCCUCUACGGCGGCGUACCUCAUGAAACAAUGCCAUUUAACCAGGCUACAGAAAGUGUGACGGCGUUCUACAUGAAGAAAUAUCUUUUCCCGGCCAUCUAUUGGCACUUGAUGGUGAGGGGAUACUAUCACGGGCCGGAGACUAUAAGGAAACUAAUGCACCCAUUCGAAAAGUCUUAA
Messenger RNA from Spodoptera littoralis (African cotton leafworm), 1323 nucleotides. Lineage: Eukaryota; Metazoa; Arthropoda; Insecta; Lepidoptera; Noctuidae. The record is from the annotation of a GenBank genome assembly.